AGUAUUCCAUUGGAGUUCACUGAGAGAGAGAGAGAGAGAGAGAGAGAGAGAGAAAGAGAGACAGAGAAACAGAGAGACAGAGAGACAGAGAGAUGCAUACACAAAAUCUGGAAAUUAGUGCGUGAUAAAGCGAGAUGUACGCAAGAUACUUCAUCUAUUUCAUUAUCGGCCUUGCUUGCAUAUUAUUUGCUAGAGUAUGUUACGUGAUAUUCAUCAAACGCGAUAAGCCCAGGGGGGAGAGAUCCCAUCCGGCUAAAACGAUGAUAAUAUUAGGAUCCGGUGGACACACAGCCGAGAUGCUGCGGAUAGUUAAACAUUUGAAUUUCGAGAAUUAUACGCCCAGAGUGUACGUUCGUGCUUGGACGGAUAAGCUGAGUGCGGAGAAGGUCAAGGAGCUGGAGGAUGGCAAUGAGGAUUAUAAAAUUGUAGAGGCUUACAGAAGCCGGGAAGUUCGACAGUCGUACCUCACUUCUAUAUGGACCACUCUGUUCGCCACUCUCAACUGUCUUCCAAUCUUAUGGAGAGAAAAUCCGGAGCUUAUUUUAUGCAACGGUCCUGGCACUUGCGUUCCUUUAGCUUCAGAAGCAUGGAUAAACAACUCAAUAACAAGAGUAGAAGCUUGUUUAGACCGCGCAUGGGAAGUAUUGAACUCGGGCUACUGGAAAGAUGUUCCAAUAGGAUAUAGAUAUUGUUAUUCUCUGUGUGUCAUUGUUAAGGCAGUAUUAUUAGAAAUUCAGUAUGAUAACAAUAUUGAAAGCUUCAAUAAUAAAGAAGAGAAAAAAAAGACUGUAUUAAGGAAAAUUAUUAAUCAAAUUGAUAAAGGCAUUCUGCUAGGUGCACCUCUUCCUAGUGUACCAAAUUUAUUGACAACUAUUGCUACAAAGUUAAACGACCAUUGCGCUGAAGACUCUGGCAUUAUAAAUCUUGAAGAAAUUUCAAUCAAUCACAAAGAGAGUAAUGACUUAAUCUCUAAUUAUCCGGAUAGAUACUUUGAGAGACCAUCAAUGCAAACAUUUUAUAAUAAAAUUUUUGUGCCCAAAGUUCCGGCUAUAUUAACAGAUUGUAUGAAUCACUGGAAAGCACUAACAUUAUGGAAAAAUCCUAACUAUUUAAACAAGAUCGCGGGAUCUCGGACAGUACCGAUCGAAAUUGGAUCUAGUUAUACCGAGGAAGAUUGGACUCAACAUCUUGUUAAUUUCUCUGAAUUUUUACAAAAACACGUUAUUGCAAAUAAUAGCAAAGUCGGCUAUUUAGCACAGCAUCAAUUGUUUGAACAGAUACCAGAAUUAAAAAAGGAUUUUGAAGUGCCAGAAUAUUGCUGUUUCUCGGAUAGUGAGGACAAGGAUGUAGAAUCAUCAGAGGUUGACAUAAAUGCCUGGUUCGGACCUGCUGGUACAGUGUCUCCUUUGCAUUUUGAUCCAAAAAAUAAUCUGCUCUCGCAGAUAUUUGGUUACAAAAGAGUUAUCUUAUAUUCUCCAGCUGAGACAGAAAAUUUGUAUCCCUACGAUAGCAAAUUACUGAAUAAUACUGCGCAAGUAGAUCCGGUGAGGCCAGAUUAUGAUAAGUGGCCAAAUUUUCGUAAAGCUGACGGCAUGACGUUUCAUUUGAAACCUGGAGAAAUGCUGUAUAUUCCACCAAAGUGGUGGCAUCAUGUGACCGCUCUUACCCCUAGUUUUUCGAUCAGUUUCUGGUGGAAUUAAUUCUUAAUUAUUCUUAAAUAAAAUUCAAAUAAAACUUUU
Molecule: messenger RNA, 1739 nt
Organism: Cataglyphis hispanica
Lineage: Eukaryota; Metazoa; Arthropoda; Insecta; Hymenoptera; Formicidae
Product: bifunctional peptidase and arginyl-hydroxylase JMJD5-like
Exons: 8
Coding region: 135-1700 (521 amino acids)
Biological process (GO): dolichol-linked oligosaccharide biosynthetic process
Cellular component (GO): nucleus
Molecular function (GO): histone H3K36 demethylase activity
Source: RefSeq, a predicted model, not a curated record